Messenger RNA from Acaulospora morrowiae, 933 nucleotides. Lineage: Eukaryota; Fungi; Glomeromycota; Glomeromycetes; Diversisporales; Acaulosporaceae. The record is from the annotation of a GenBank genome assembly.
GAUUACGAGACAGUAGAACUUGCCACGAAGUUUAAUUCUACCGCAAAACGAGAAUUAUACGCGGAUAUCGCGACUGCGGCUGAAUCUGGGUGGGAUUUUUCUUCGAGAUGGGUGAGGGAGCCUUCAGCAAAACAAUUACCAGCGAACACAAUAGAUUAUCUUCGUACAUUAAACACUCGCUCCAUAAUACCGAUCGAUCUAAAUUCAAUUUUAUAUAUGAAUGAGAUGACUCUAUCCGAGUUUGCUGGGGAGAUUGGGGACACAAAAAUGGUCAGAUCGUUUAAAGAUGCUGCAGGAAAAAGGCUCGAAGGGAUCGAAGAAUUGACAUGGAAUGAAGAGUUGGGAUCAUAUGGAGAUUACAAUUUAACUAGCAAAAGUAGUACUAACUUAUUUUCCUUGGCAACGUAUUUUCCGUUUUGGGCCGAAUCAUUACCUAAAGACUUUGCCACAAACUCUACAAAAGUUAUAAAAUCUUUCUCCCGCAUCAUUGACCUGCUUUCCAAGUACCCAGGGUCUCCGCCGACAACCCUAAUCGAUUCGGGUCAACAAUGGGAUUUUCCGAAUUCGUGGCCACCAUUGAAUUAUGUUUUAAUAAAGGGGCUCUUGAAUUUUCAUAGCAGGCUUAUUGACCGGGGAGAAACUGAUAACGAAAUAUUCAUAAGUUUGGCAAGAAAUUUAAGUCAACGAUAUGUAGAUUCUGUAUUUUGUGCGUGGUAUUCGACGGGUGGAUCUAUACCUGGACUGUUGGAGAAAUUGACAAAUGUUACAGAUAAUGGUCAUAUCUUUGAAAAAUAUAAUACACUUGAAUUAUUUUUACCAGGAGGUGGAGGUGAGUAUGUAGUACAAACAGGUUUCGGAUGGACAAAUGGCGUACUUUUGUGGAUAUUCUCAAAGUUUGGUGAUGUUUUGAAAGUUCCUCAGUGUAUAGAGUGA